UGACGUCAGGGUGCGCCUCUGCAGUUCCCUCCGCCGAGCGUACGUACUUGCGUACUGACGCACGCAUGGCCCCUAGCGGGCGGGGGAGGAGUGGAGAGGUUGAGGCGCCCCGCCCAGUCGGCAAGGUUGCGCGUGCCCCUGUGAGACCGCCAAGAUGGUGGUGGGCGCGUUCCCUAUGGCGAAGCUGCUAUACUUGGGCAUCCGCCAGGUCAGCAAACCGCUUGCCAACCGCAUUAAAGAAGCCGCCCGCCGAAGCGAGUUCUUCAAGACCUAUAUCUGCCUCCCGCCCGCUCAACUGUACCACUGGGUAGAGAUGCGGACCAAGAUGCGCAUCAUGGGCUUCCGGGGCACGGUCAUCAAGCCGCUGAAUGAGGAGGCGGCCGCCGAGCUCGGCGCGGAGCUGCUGGGCGAAGCCACCAUCUUCAUCGUGGGCGGUGGCUGCCUGGUGCUGGAGUACUGGCGCCACCAGGCGCAGCAGCGCCACAAGGAGGAGGAGCAGCGCGCCGCCUGGAACGCGCUGCGGGACGAGGUGGGCAACUUGGCGCUGGCGCUCGAAGCGCUGCAGGCGCAGGUGCAGGCGGCGGCGCCGCCACAGGGCGCUCUGGAGGAACUGCGUGCAGAGCUGCAAGAGAUGCGCACCCAGCUCUGCAACCCCGGCCAGUCCGCGUCCCAGACAGAGCCUGUGUCCAAGAAAUAGGAGCUUGCUGGAGCCUGAAUUUGGGCGUGGCCGUAUGUACCUAACAGUGGCCUUCCCGUACCAUCGCUGCCUGCGCUGGCCCAGUGGAAACCACCAGGAUCUUGAUGCAACUUGGUAUUUGGUUACCCCGGCUGAUGGGGGCAGUGUUUACCUGCCACUGGGACCAGCAGGCAAAGCGUUGCAACAUAGCCCCCUCCAUCAUCCUUCAUCCCUGACCCCCCUCCAAACCAGGACGACCUGCAAGGCCCCAGCCAGCAGGACCUCGCAGGCACUCUGGCAAAUGAAAAAGUGGAACCUGGGCUUGAGCUGACUCCAAUGUAUUAUUGUUACCCCCACCCCCGGUUACCUGAUCAAAGUUAACCUUUCCUGGGACACUCCUCCCUUACACUGGAGCACCCCCUUCUUUUUGUCAAUCGGUACAGACCACUGUAAGGAAAUGAAGUGUCUUGCAGUGGCCUUUUCUCCCCGACACCUUCAACGUCACCUCUUGCUGGGGAUCACCUCUUCAGGAGAAAAAAGGUGUGGCUGGGAGCUGUGGCUCACAUCUGUAAUCCCAGCACUUUGGGAGGCUGAGGCGGGUGGAUCCCUUGAGGUCAGGAGUUUGAAACCAGCCUGGCCAACAUGAUGAAACACCCAUCUCUACUAAAAAUAUAAAAACUAGCCAGGCAUGGUGGCACAUGCCUGUAAUCCCAGCUACUCAGGAGGCUGAGGCAGGAGAAUUGCUUGAACCUGGGAGGUGGAGGUUGCAGUGAGCCACGAUGGCACCAUUGUACUCUAGCCUGGGCAACAAAGCAAGACUCUGUCUCAAAACAAAACCAAAAAUGAACCGCGCAUGGUGGCAGGUGCCUGUAAUCCCAGCUACUUGGGAGGCCGAGGCAGAAGAAUUGCUUGAAGCCGGGAGGUGGAGGUUGCAGAGCUGAGAUCGUGCCAUUGUACUCUAGCCUGGGUCACAGAGCAAGACUCUGUCUCCCUGGCCUGCAGUCAAUCCGUGGAAUCACUGUAACUCCUUUAGGCCCCAAGUGAACUGUUCCGGCAGAACCCCCUCAUCCUGAGUCUAUGGCACAACCACUGGAAUGGCGCUGCAGGGGCUUUUCUGGCAAUGUCCUCCAACCCCCUUUCCAUGGUGGAAAAUUUGAUCCUAGUUAGGGCUAAUCUAGCCUGUCCUUCAGCCUCGGCCUCCUGUUUUCCUGUCCUCAGAGUCCCUGGACCUUCUACUGCAUGGCGGGUCCUUUCUUACCUUCCCCACCAUGUAGCAUUUCUCAGGGCCCCAGUCAAAUCCCAGUCCACGGAUUCAGUUGUCACAUCCUCCCUCUUCCAUCUGCGUCUCCUGAUCUGUGUUCUUGUCUUCCUUCCUCGCAGCUCUGGACUGAUCUGACAGUCCAUCUUCAUAUAGCGGUAACCUCCUGCCUCCACGGUCCCCAGUCCCACUCCCAUCCCACUGAUGAGGCCACCAGUUGGCCUUAACUCCUUGAUUAAUUUCCUGGGGCUGCCAUAACAGGUCACCACUGUGUCAUGAACUUGAUGGCCUAAGUCCAACAAGAAUUGAAUUCAUGUGGUUCUGGAGUCCCGAAGUCUGAAACCAGGGUGCUGACAGGGACAGCUCCCUCUUCCAGCUCCCGGCGACUCCAGGCCUUCCCUGGCUCUGCCUCCAGCUUCCCACGGCCUCCUCCUCCUCCCCCUCCUCCUCCUUGUUCUCCUCCUCCUCCUCCUCCUCCUCCUCCACCUGUCAUUGCAGCUAGGGUCCAUCUUAAGUUCAGGAUGAUCCCACCUCAAGACCCUUAACCUGAUUACAUCUUUUAAAAAAAAGCCCUUUUUUCAAAUAAGCCGUCAUAAUCACAGGUCCUGGGGGUUAGUAUGUGGACAUGUCUGUUGGGGGUCCACCAUUCAAGCCAUUCAGCCCACUACUACUCCCCACCCCAAGAGUAUGCUGGUGUCGAGGCGUAGUGGUUCACACCUGUAAUCCCAGCACUUUGGGAGACCAAGGCAGGAGGGAUCUCUUUGAGCCCAGGAGUUGAAGACCAGCCUGGGUAACAUAGUGAGACCCCAUCUCUACAGAAGUAACAAAUGACUCAGGUGUACUGGUGCACGCCUGUAGUCCCAGCUACUUGGGAGGCUGAGGCAGGAGGAUCACUUGAGCCCUGGAGGUUGAGGCUGCAGCAAGCCGUGAUCACGCCACUACACUCCAGCCUAGGUGACAGAGUGAGACCCUGUGUCAAAAAAAAGGACUCUGGGACUCUUGCCAACCCCGCAGGCCAUGUGGCCUUCUAGCUGAGAGCAACAGUCUAGAAACCAUCCUUUGCCACUGGGUUUCUCUUCCAGGAUGCACCACUGAAGCGGGAGACAGGUGGGCCCCACUAGCCUGCAGUCUGCCCUUCCGACUGUAGCUGUCUCCUAAUUAGAGGAGCCGCAGGGUGAUGAAGGCAUCCUGAGUAUGUGUCAGAACCGUCACGUGGAUCGCCACAGUGGGUACCGAGCUUAUUAAAAUCAGGAGGGAAGUGGGGAGGGUUCUGCUGGGGAGAGGCCCAAAAGUCACCCUAUGAGCUGGGGAAGCUGAGGCCAAGGGUAAGCAAGGGGACUUGCCAGAGGUGCCACAGCCAGUGAGGGGCUGACUGCCCAGGGUGGUGAAGUAGCGGCGGCAGAGGGAUUACUCCGGCUGCAGAGUGAGGAGAGAGGCAAUGACUGAUCGGAGGCUGGGGAGUGACGAUGUCUACACAGGCCCAGGGCAUCCCAGAGGUGGCGUUGGCAGUAGGGGACUCUAUCCCCUCAGAGCAGCCCUGGAUCACACCUGAGAUUAGAGCAUUGAGUAAACGGGGUGACCAUUCACCUGGGCCUGCUCCCGGGAGGCUGCAGGUGAAAGUGGGAGGGCGGGAUUUACCCCACUUCCACCCUCACCUCCCUCCUCUAAGGAGGUAAAAAUGGCCUGAAGCAAGAUCUGCCGAUAGAGAGCCAAGAAGCAGGUUCUGAAACAGCAUUUCUUUUCUGUUUUUUUUUUUUUUUGAAGACAGAAUCUAGCUCUGUCACCCAGGCUGGAGUGCAGUGGUCCGAUCUCAACUCACUGCAACUUCCACCUACCAGACUCAAGCACUUCUCCUGCCUCAGCCUCCUGAGUAGCUGGGAUUACAGGCACAUGCCACCACGCCCAGCUAAUUUUUGCAUUUUAGUAGAGACCAGGUUUCACCAGGUUGCCCAGACUGGUCUCGAACUCCUGACCUCAGGUGACCCGCCCGCCUUGGCCUUUCAAAUGCUGGGAUUACAGGCAUUAGCCACAUCAUCUGGCCUGAAACAGCGUUUCAGUACGUUCUAGAAGAGGGGGAGAAGCUGGAGCAGAGGGAACUGACCAAGUGGGUCCUGAGUGGGGCUGUGACCCAGGCCGGGUGUGGUGGCUCACGCUUGUCAUCCUGACACUCUUAGAGACCCGGGUGGAUGGAUCACAUGAGGUCAGGAGAUCAAGAACAGCCUGGCCAACAUGGUGAAACCCCAUCUCUAUAAACAUUCAAAAAUUAGCUGGGAGUGGUGGCGCAUGCCUGAAUCCCAGCUAUUCAGGGGGCUGAGGCAUCAGAAUCGCUUGAACCCAGGAGGCGGGGUUUGCCGUGAGGGUUGCCAUGAGCCAGGAUCCGAACCACUGCCCUCCAGCCUGGCUGACAGACUGAGUAUCACACACACAGAAAGAAAGUGAUGGGAAUGUGAAGAUGGCAGGAGGAGCCUCAGUUCCUGACCCCAGCACCGUCCUGACCCGGAUGGAGUGCUGCUCUCACAUCUCACAGACUUUGUGCUCAGCCCUGCCCUCCUCUGACAGGUGGCCAGUCUUUGUGGGCAUCAGGGCCAUCUGCUUCCCCCACUGCAGUGUUGGGGGUGGCCAAGGUGUGUGGAAAUGGAAAGAACCUCCUCUCAAAAUGCAAAAGGCCAGAGGGUGGUUCACUGCUCGUGCGUUCUACUAGCUAAAAUUCCGUAUACCUUGCCAUUUGGGGAGAGAGGUUAGAAUAAAUUUGUAAAUGAAACUGA
Molecule: messenger RNA, 4699 nt
Organism: Callithrix jacchus (white-tufted-ear marmoset)
Lineage: Eukaryota; Metazoa; Chordata; Mammalia; Primates; Cebidae
Gene: OPA3
Product: outer mitochondrial membrane lipid metabolism regulator OPA3
Biological process (GO): regulation of lipid metabolic process
Cellular component (GO): mitochondrion
Source: RefSeq, a predicted model, not a curated record